AAUGCAUUGAUUGAAUUUGGUAAAGGUGAAGGUGCAAUCAAAGAGCUAACGGAACAAGAACUUUUCCGAGUAGUUAUUCCCACCCCUGAACUUCUUUCAAUUAAGACAAAGACCACAACAAAGGCAGCAACAAGGAAAGUUCCUAAUCAACCAGUUCUGAUCUGGGAUGACUUUCUUGCUAAUGCCUUUAAUGCAUCAACAACUCUUGACACAAGCAACCAUAUAUUUAGCAAGCCUGACAUCAAUGGUGCUUUAUAUGUUGAAGAUUCUGUUGUUGAUAUGUUUUUGAAUACAAUGGCUGCUAUUAACAAUAAAAGAUUAAUUCUUUUACACAGACCAGAAA
Molecule: messenger RNA, 343 nt
Organism: Entrophospora candida
Lineage: Eukaryota; Fungi; Glomeromycota; Glomeromycetes; Entrophosporales; Entrophosporaceae
Source: the annotation of a GenBank genome assembly